Molecule: messenger RNA, 1567 nt
Organism: Alnus glutinosa
Lineage: Eukaryota; Viridiplantae; Streptophyta; Magnoliopsida; Fagales; Betulaceae
Product: origin of replication complex subunit 4
Exons: 16
Coding region: 78-1337 (419 amino acids)
Biological process (GO): DNA replication; DNA replication initiation
Cellular component (GO): nuclear origin of replication recognition complex; nucleus
Molecular function (GO): ATP hydrolysis activity; ATP binding; DNA replication origin binding
Source: RefSeq, a predicted model, not a curated record
GCCCUACUCUUUCUUCUUCGUCUUUCCCGCCAUUUUUCUGGUGUGGGCUCACACUUGCUUAGCGGAGAUUUUUGACAAUGGGACGAGAGAAUGCGCCGGAGGAAGCGCUAAAGCUCAUCCGAAGCAGACUCUGUAACCCUAGUUUUGUUUUCAGGGCCUUUUCUGAUUCUCCGGAGAGCAACUACAGCAAAUUGAAGUUCAUAAUAUCGAGUUCAGUCACCGAGGCAUGCAAUAACUCGAUCCUGCUUCUCGGCCCCCGUGGUUCUGGAAAAAUCGCGGUGUUGGAGCUUGUUCUCAAAGACUUAUUGCUGGAAUAUGCUGAUAUGAUUUCAGUCAUAAGGUUGAGUGGGCUUUUGCACCGUGAUGACAAUUGCGCUUUCAAGGAAAUUGCUAGACAAUUAUGUGUAGAGCAUCAACUGAUAUUCUCAAAAAUGGCAUCAUUUGAUGAUAACUCCCAGUUCAUGAUAGCCAUGUUAAGGGAGUGUGGAUUAGCGCAUAAAACAAUUAUUUUUGUACUGGAUGAGUUUGACCUGUUUGCUCAGGGAAAACAACGAGUACUUUAUAGUUUGCUAGAUGCAAUGCAAUCAAUAACUUCUCAAGCUGUUGUCAUUGGUGUGAGUUGCCGACUGGAUGCUGAUCAGCUUUUGGAAAAAAGAGUAAGAUCUCGUUUUUCACAUAGAAAGUUGCUGUUUCUUCCUCCCUCUAAGGGAGACAUAGAGAGAUUGUUGGAGCACAUUUUCUCAUUGCCAAUAGACUCAACCCUUCCUCAUGACUAUGCUGUUGAAUUUAAUGCUAAACUUCAAAUUAUGUUAGCAGAUGAUAAAUUCAAACAAACUGUUAAUGCACAUAUGAAUUCUGAUGCCUCUGUGAACCACUUGUCGAGGUUUCUAUUCCGUGCUGUUUCUUAUAUGGAUUUGGGAUCUGGGUUCCUAUCACUUGAGAAUUUCAAAACUGCGCUCUCAAAUAUCCAAAGACAGCCUAAGCUGGAAUGCAUAAAAGAUUGCUCAGUCUUGGAACUUUAUGUUCUGGUGUGCAUGAGGAGGUUGGAAGUUAAAGAGAAAAAUUCAUAUAACUUUAUUACUGUAAUGAAAGAGUACAAAAGCAUACAUGAUUCUUUCAAGACGUCUGAUUAUUAUGCACAAAAUGUGUGCUUACGGGCGUUUGAACACCUUCUUCAUCGUGAAUUAAUCUGUUUUACAGACAAUAGAGGAUAUAAUCAAUCUGUUGAAUUUCGUCCAGUGAAGCUUCUAAUCUCAUUCCAUGAACUACAUCAGGGGCUAAAAUCAUAUCGUUCCUGUCCUGGCAUUCUUGUUAAGUUAAUGGAUCACGAAGUUUAGUGCAUUCGAGGGACAUAUUGAUGACUGCUUGGCUGCUGAUUGUGUGGUGACCGGAGAAUGCCGAUUCUACCAUUAUCAAUAAUCCUUUGAGGAAAACUCCACUAUAUUUUAGGGAUUAGUGAAACUCAUUUCACAGGUAAUCUGCUGACUAAGAUUGCAUUCAGAUGAAAUGUUACCCUACAUUGUGAUUAAAUUAAUUAUUACUGUAUAUGAAUUAAAAUUCAUGAUUC